CCUUCAUACCAUCACAUACAUCUCUGUCCCCCCUCCAAAAAAAAAUUCUCCCCUCUCCCCUCUCCCCUCCCCCCCUCCCCCCUCCCCCCACCUCCGCUCCUUUUCACAAAAUUUUCCUAAUUUCUACUUCCCUUCUCUGCUUUCCAUCCGUUCCUUGAGAGGAUAACUCACCAGUUUCUACACAAUGGGAAGAGCUGAUUCUGCUAACCAGAAGAAAAGGGAGACAAGUCUUCCCCCAAAGAGGGGCCAGAUAAAAGCUCAAAUAUUGGAGAAAUUGUGCAAGGCUGUCGUCUUUGUUGUCUCAAAAGCAGGAGAAUCUCACAAGAGAAAUGGAGCAGAUGGCAAGAGCUCAGCCUCCACAACUCCAUUUCCUAGUGGCUACAACUCUGAUGCAAAUGGUGGCAACUCUUAGAAGAUGGUCAUGUUGGUCUUUGGUAAUCAAGUUAUUAUCACCUUCUGGACUCAGUUCUCUGAAUUGAGCUCCUUCUAUACCUUCUCAAACUUUUGAAGGCACCUUGCUUAAGUUGGAGAAGUUGGUAUCUGUUAUCUCUAAAACCCCAAUAAAGAAAGUAGUACUUAAGUAUGCUGUGAAACUCUGAUAUUUUAGAUUCAGAUUCACAGCUUCUGUUUGGUUUUUCACAUGUAGAAAUUAAGUUAAUGAUGUCAUUAGGUGGACCUGCUUAACCUUUGUUUUUGCCAGUUUAAGCAGGAACGCUCCAUCUUAGUCCAUGUGCCUUUGUAUCUUGUAAUUAAGACCUCUUCCUUCAUUGUUGUUUUCCUGCAAGUUUUAGGGAGGAGAUAAUGUGUUUGGAAGAGGUUUGGUCGUGUUUGUGUCUUUAUCCACCUCAGUUGUGCUGUUGUAUUAUUAGACCAUACAAUGAAUGAGAAGUCUCCUA
This is a messenger RNA of Rubroshorea leprosula, 896 nucleotides long. Lineage: Eukaryota; Viridiplantae; Streptophyta; Magnoliopsida; Malvales; Dipterocarpaceae. The record is from the annotation of a GenBank genome assembly.